Larimichthys crocea (large yellow croaker) is the source of this 2395-nucleotide messenger RNA. It is a transcript of the gene tbc1d19, whose product is annotated as TBC1 domain family, member 19. The coding region runs from base 153 to 1535 and encodes 460 amino acids. The transcript has 18 exons. Lineage: Eukaryota; Metazoa; Chordata; Actinopteri; Sciaenidae. The record is from RefSeq and is a predicted model, not a curated record.
AACCAACGUGUGUGUCUCUUGUUUCCACCGCCUGCACACGCGCUGCCAGGCAGCAGUUGCUUAGUAACCUCUGCAAGGGGCGGCUGGAUGCUAACCCGGUGCACAACAACAACAACAACAACAACAACAACAACAAACUGCAAGAAACGAGCAUGGACGAGGGCACCGAGCUGUCCCUGAGCAUCGCUCACAUCGUGCAGCGGCUGAAGGGAAGUCACCUGCACUCCCAGAUAGAGAGGCAAGCCAAAGCCAGCUGGGAGAAGCGCGUCCUCAAAAGCCUGAACAGCAUGAGCACAGAGCUCGAAGUGCCUCUGGCUCGCAUGAGACCCGCGGUGGAGCAGAAGGAGCUCACCAACAAAUGGAACGAGAUGGGCACGGAUGAACCAGAUUUAAGUCGCUUUAGGCCUGUCUACGCACCCAAAGACUUCCUGGAGGUGUUAAUCGGCUUACGAAACCCAAAUCAUGAUAGCAGCGAGGACGUCAGUGUGAGGAGCCACUGGGGUCUCAUCCAGGUUCCCCUCAAUGUCAGGGACAUCCCACAGCUGAGACAGGCCUACUCAGAGCUGAACCUAACCACAGGACAAUUGGGGAUUGAUGACAAUGCACACAUCCAUCCAGACUUGUUUGAAAACGAGUACGUUCAGAUCGGGAAAAAAGUGGUUGUGGAGCAGGACAGUGCAGCAGCGCAGCAGUACAGCAGGCAGGGCUGUCCGACCGGGCUCCGGGCGGACCUGUGGGCCCUCAUCCUUAACUCUACUAACCAGCCACAGGAUGUGAUGCACUAUGAACAGCUAACGGCUGGAGUCAUACAACAUGACCUGUUGGUGGACAACCUCAUCUAUAAGGACGUGAAGCUCACCGCCAGUAAUGACGACUACUACUUUGUGUUUGAAGAUUUCCUCUAUCAGGUGCUGCUUUGUUUCUCACGGGACACCGCCGUCUUGGAUCACUUCAAAUACAACAGUGCCACCCCUCCCAAAUCCUACAUCCAGGGGAAGGCAGGAGAUGAGGAGUGCGCUGUUGUUUAUCCUCCCAAUGGUGUAAUCCCUUUCCAUGGGUUUUCAAUGUAUGUGGCACCUCUGUGCUUUUUGUACAACGAGCCAUCAAAGCUGUACAGUGUAUUCAGGGAAAUGUACAUCCGCUACUUCUUCAGAUUGCACUCCAUCUCGUCGUCUCCUUCCGGUAUCGUGGCUUUGUGCCUGCAGUUUGAGCGGCUGCUUCAGACUCACCUGCCUCAGCUCUUCUACCACCUCCGACAGAUCGGAGCGCAGCCGUUGCGUAUCGCCUUUAAGUGGAUGGUCCGGGCCUUUUCUGGCUAUCUGUCUACUGACCAGCUGCUUCUUCUCUGGGACCGAAUCCUCGGAUACGAUUCUCUGGAGAUCGUCGCAGUCCUAGCAGCAGCUGUGUUUGCCUUCCGCGCUGAGAACCUGAUGGAAGUGACGUCACUGGCCUCAGCUGAGGCUGUACUCGCUGACCUUUCAACCCUGAAGGUCAUGCCGCUCAUCCAGAUCUUUCUGUUCGCCACCGCCAUCUGAGGAGGGAGAACGAGGGUCUUAAUGGGUACACACCACCUGCAGGAGAACUACAAACAUGCCACUUUGCAAUGCCAUAAGCCACGCAGACUCACCGGGAAACACAAGGCCAAAGCGUGACCUGUCAAGAAACGACGAAAAACUGCAACCAUAACAUAAUAAUAAGCCAAAAUUGCUCUUUUGCAUGGAUGCACCAUAACUAGUGAAUACCUGUAUCACGUUAUUAGAUAUUACACAGUAUGUAAGUAUAGCCUGCAGACCAGUAGAGUGAACGUUCCUGAGCCAUAUGCUCUGCAGGAAAGACGAUACACGUAGCAGUAUGAGCUGAGAAGCUCAUUAGGCGACGAGUUGCAUGAAGCAGUAAUUGUAUUGUGAUAGAGAGAGAGAGGACACUAACGUCUCCAAGCUUGGCUAAUGAAGUGUUAAUUAGCCGUUGCAAUUUAUCCGGCUCUGUAGCUCCCAACACGAACGCUAUUAGAUAAUGCUGUCGCUGCUUGACGGAGGAGAUUGGACGCGUUGAAAGAAAUAGUCAAACGUAUUUAAUAUAUAUGAUUAGAAGCUGCUGCGUAUGGACAUAAUUUAUGGUAUUUAUGCACAUUUGUGCACACGUAAGGGACCUUUAGCACCUCCAGUGCCAGUAUUUAUUUAACGCCAUUGAGCUUUUUUUUUACCAUUUACAACGUUUUCAUCUGAUUUGUACCGUUUUUAAUUCAAACGCACUUAAAUAUUUGUUUCAUUAUUACAUCACACAGCAGUAUUAUUUGUCAGUUAAUGCCAAUGUCUUUAAUCUGACACAUUUCAAUGUCCGUUGCAACGUCAAAUUAACUGUUUUUGAAAUAAAAUAACAUAAAGGUCGUGUUGAA